Molecule: messenger RNA, 3772 nt
Organism: Hylaeus volcanicus
Lineage: Eukaryota; Metazoa; Arthropoda; Insecta; Hymenoptera; Colletidae
Gene: Rev1
Product: DNA repair protein REV1
Exons: 6
Coding region: 350-3733 (1127 amino acids)
Biological process (GO): error-prone translesion synthesis; error-free translesion synthesis
Cellular component (GO): nucleus
Molecular function (GO): deoxycytidyl transferase activity; damaged DNA binding; DNA-directed DNA polymerase activity
Source: RefSeq, a predicted model, not a curated record
UGUCUCUUUUCGUACGCUACAUCGGUCACAACAGUGUGAACGGCAUUGAGAUCUGACAUAAACAAAUAAUUUGUUUUUAUUGCAUCCGUAACACGUUUACACUUAUUUAAAUAUUUUAUUCGCAUGUUUAAAUCUUAUCUAAAUCCAAAUAGAAACGUUCUACGAAGUAUUUCCUUUGAUAAGGUUAUACAAAGAGAAGUUCUGUAAAUAUAGUGUAAAAGAAAUAUUUUAUUUUAUUUAUAAUGUUUAACAAAUAAAGACUUGAUAUAUAUAUAUUAAUCGGUAUGAUGAUUAUUCUUAAAAUUAUACAUUUAAAAAUUGCAAAGUAUUUUACUUAAUAUUUAUCACGAUGUCAAAAAAGAAAAAAGGUGAAGCUUGGGGGGAAAAUGGAUUUGAAGAUUGGGGUGGGUAUAUGGCUGCUAAACAAGCAAAAUUAGAGGAGCAAUUUAAACUUGAAGCAAAUAAUGAAUUUAAAGAUGCAUCAAAAAUAUUUGAAGGAAUUGCAAUUUUUGUAAAUGGCUAUACAGAUCCAACAGCAGAUGAACUUCGUCGUUUAAUGAUGGCACACGGCGGAAUAUACCACCACUAUAUGAGGCCAAGAGCCACAACCCAUGUCAUUGCAACUAAUUUACCAUAUUCUAAAAUAGUAAUGUACAGAAAAAGUAAAAAUCCAGUUCCUAUUUGCAAACCUCAAUGGAUUGUGGAUAGUAUAAAGGCUGGUAGGGUUUUAAAUUUUCAAGAUUAUUUACUCUAUUCUCAAUGCACAAGCGUACAGCCUCAAUUAAACUGUAUAAUAAAAGAUAGAAAAAGUAGGACAAAUGGUAAUUUUGAUGCAAAUAGUAAGAUACAAGAAGACAAUAACAUUUUAAUGAAUGAUAACAAAAAUAAUGAAAUGGUAAAAAGUAUUAGUACAAAUCAGAAUAUUGUAAAUCUCUCUGUGCCUCAUACUUCACGAGAUGCUCUUUCGACAAAAAAUUCAGAAUUCAUAUCAGAAUUUUAUAAUCAUUCUCGAUUACAUCAUAUCUCAACUAUGGGAGCAACAUUUAAAGAUUAUGUUAACGAAUUAAGGGAUAAAAGCAAUGGAAAAUUGCCUGGAUUAAUAAGGUUGAAAGAGUUACAUGAUAUGAAGUUAAAUAAAUCAUUAUCUGACUCUCAAUGUAGCUUUAAUAAUGAAAUAUUUGAAGUACAUGAAGAGAAUAAAACAGAUAUUAAUCAAGGACCUGUUAUAAUGCACAUAGAUAUGGAUUGUUUCUUUGUCUCUGUGGGUCUUAGGAAUAAGCCAGAAUUAAAAGGCUUACCUGUUGCAGUAACACAUGCAAAAGGUAAUAAGAAAGUUUCAAGUAACAAUGAAAAUAAAGAUGAUGAACAUGGUUCAUUGUCAGAAAUAGCAUCUUGUUCCUAUGAGGCUAGAAAAGCUGGAGUGAAAAAUGGCAUGUUCUUAGGAGAGGCAUUAAAAAUAUGUCCCAAUUUAAAGACGAUAACAUAUGAUUUUGAAGGCUACAAGGAAGUUUCCUAUGCAUUAUAUGAUACCGUAGCGUCGUACACGUUAGAUAUCGAAGCCGUUAGUUGCGAUGAAAUGUAUGCGAACUGUACUGUAAUACUUCAAGAAUCUUGUUUAACACCAAUGGAGUUUGCAGCUGUAAUUAGGCAGGAAAUAAGACAAAAAUCAGGUUGUCCUGUAUCAACAGGAUUUGGGAGCAAUAAAUUAUUGGCAAGGCUGGCAACCAGAAAAGCUAAGCCUGAUGGCCAAUAUUAUAUAAAACAGGAACACAUUGGUACCUUUGAUGUACAAGAUUUGCCAGGUGUUGGAUGGACAACAACACAGAAAUUAAAUGGUAUUAAUGUGCACACCUGUGCAGAAUUACAAGCGAUUUCGUUAUCAACGUUACAAAAGGUAUUUGGUAAAAAAAUGGGAGAAAUACUGUAUAAUAUGUGCCGUGGUAUAGAUAAUUCAAAACUUAAUUUAGAACACAUUAGGAAAUCAGUCUCUGCCGAAGUUAAUUAUGGAAUUAGAUUCGAGAAUAAUCAGGAUGCAAUAAGUUUUUUGAAAAAGUUAUCCGCGGAAGUAUGUAAUCGAUUGGAAAAAGCUAAUGCAAGAGGCAGAUGCAUUACAUUGAAACUGUUAGUUAGAGCUAAAGAGGCUCCGAAAGAAACGGCAAAAUUUAUGGGUCACGGGUUAUGCGACAACAUGACGAAAUCAAAGAAUCUUAUCGCUCCUAUCGAUGACGUUGACAUUAUAACAAAGGAAGUCAUCGCGCUUUGGAAUCAAAUGCAAAAAGUGCCUGAGGAUGCAAGAGGCAUCGGUAUACAGAUAACCAGAUUAGAAAUAUUGAAAAAUAAAUCGCGCGAUACUCGCUUAACGAGUUUUGUUAACAAGAAUAAACAAAGUGACAAAGUAAAUAAGGGAAAUGAAGUUCAAUCUUUAACGCAUGUAAAUUCUAUCGCGUCCGUUUUUGAAAACAAGAUCGUUCUCGAUAAUCAAGAAACGCAUAUUCUAUCUAAUAUCAACGAACCAAUUUUGUCUAAUAUUCCCGAAAAAACUCAGAACGAAACAUCAAAUUUCAAAGUAGAUAAGAACCUUAUUACUGUAGCAAAUAAUAAGGAACGAGUCGAAACUAGCGUAUCGAAUGCCAAUGAAAAGAAAUCUCAAAAAUGUGUACAAACGCGCCAUGAGCAUUUUUUUAAACAAACUAAACCUGGGGUUUCGAGGUCAACCAAGUUUGAAAUGCCACCCAUAGAAACUAUUGAUAUGAACGUUCUAAUAGAAUUACCCGAAGAUAUACGAAAUGAAAUACUUAAUGAAUACAGUGUUAAAAGAAAUCAGAAUAAUCCGAACAUUAACGAAAAUAAAAACAGAAACUGUACAUCCUCGACGAACGAAACAAACACUGGUGAGCUUAAUCGCAACGAGGAAAAUAUAUCGUUCUCGCAAGUAGAUCCAGAUUUUUUAGCUGCACUAUCGGAAGACAUGAGACGCGAAGUACAAACGUACUGUAAGGCUAAGAAAGCAGAAUGUUUCAACAUCAAGAAAGAUGAAACAUCGCAUAUCGGUGGAGAGGCUGCGAGAGGUCAACAAAAUGUAAAGGAAUACAAAAAAGUUGAGCGUACUUCGAAAUCAAAGAAUAAUAAUAAAAAUUCUAAAGUAACAUCUUCUAAAAAUAAUAAGAAGAAAGGUAUAAAGGCUGCGUUUAAAAACAUAGAGAAUAAAAAUGAGCCUGAAAAUAAAUCGGAUAAAAAAAAUGGUAACGGUGUUUCAAGGUCUUUGGUAUCUUGUGUGGAAAGGAUCGAACCUAAUAAGAAUCAGAUUACUGCGGACGAAACUGAGGCCAUUCUUUCUCACAAUCGAACUAUAACGGAAGAUAAUGAAAGUGCAAUUCAACAUCAAAACAUUUUAAUUGAUCUCGUCAAUCGGUUACUUAAUUUACCUCUAGAACAGGUGAAGAUGCAAAUACAAGUAUGGGUUACUAAUUCUAAAACUGUGAACGAGGUCGAUUUCUUAUCACUUGCAACAUUUCUUAGCAUGCUUCCGGAGAAGAAACGCAUCGAAGAGUUACACAUCUUGUUGAAAACCAUGCAUAGAUGUAUGACAAAAACCGGAAAUUGCAUUUGGCAUAGGACAUACAGGAAAACAGUAAAAUACGUUCAACAUUAUAUGCAGAUUGAAUACAACAGCAAUCUAAUGGUACCACCAAUCAAAUGCAACCUUUUGCAGUGUAACAAUGAUGUAAUGUAAAUUUCAUCGGAAUUUAAUAAAUUAAUAUUUUUACAAUGA